AUGUUGUACUCUACACUUGCCCUCGCGCUCAUGGCUUCGGCCGGCGGCGUGCAAGCCGGCUCCCUCAAGGAUAUUAAGCAUAUUAUCCUUUUCAUGCAGGAGAACAGAUCUUUUGACCACGCAAGUAUACCGUCUCCGUACUUCGGCACCAUGGCUGGCGUCCGCAACUUUGCUGACCCUAAUGUCCAGAAGAACAAUGGUGUGCCAGUCACCAAGCAGGCCAUCAAGAGCACCAAGAAUGGCGUCAACAGCUUGUCCCCAUGGCACAUCAACUACCUCGGUGGUGACUGGAAGGACGCCACUCAGUGCAUGAACGGCGGCUCCAAUGGUUGGGACGCGAUGCACGGGGCCUGGAACAACGGCCGCGGCGACGGCUGGGUCACUGCCGACAGUGACUACAACAUGGGCUACUUCAAGCGCGAGGAUGUCCCUACGCACUGGGACAUUGCCGAGGGCUGGACCGUCAUGGACAACUCUCACCAGAGCAUCCUCGGCGUCACCGACCCCAACCGUAUCACCUGGAUGAGCGGCACCGUCAACACCAAGGGCUCUCCUACGAACCCCGAUGGCAGCGGCGGCAACAUCCUGUCCAACCGUGCCAGUCCCGGGUGCGACUCCCCUGGCAACAACUGCUUCCCCUUCACCUGGAAGACGACCCCCGAGUACCUCGAGGAGGCCGGCAUCUCGUGGCGCGUCUGGCAGGACUUUGACAACUUCGAGGACAACAUGCUCGCCUACUUCAAGCAGUACCAGGAUACCCCCUCGGGCGGUGCGCUCCGUGAAAAGGGCAUUUCCUUCCCUGGCCUCGAUUCCUUCUAUGAUGCAUGCGCCAACGGCACCCUGCCCCAGGUCAGCUGGAUCAUCGGCCCCUCGGAGCAGAGCGAGCAUCCUCCCAACAUGCCCAUUGACGGUGCGUGGCUCCAGCGCAACAUCGUCGAGGCCGUCAUCAACAGCCCUGCCUACGCUUCCACCGCCCUCGUCGUCAGCUACGAUGAGCAGGGUGGCUGGGCAGACCACGUCAUUCCGCCCGUUGCCCCUCGUGAUGCUGCGGGUGAAUGGAUUACCGAUCCCUUCGAUGCUGGGCGCGGCACCGUCCCUAUUGGUCCUGGACCCCGUAUUCCCCGCUACAUUGUCUCUCCCUGGACUCGCGGUGGCAACGUCUUCGCCGAGACUGGCGAUCACACCUCUGACAUCAUGUUCAUCGAGGCCUGGGCUGAAGCCAACGGCUACGAUGUCAAGAACACGGGCAUCACCCCGUGGCGCCGCGCCCACAUGACUAACAUGGUCAACGCCUUCGACUUCAACAACCCGGACUACUCCCUGCCCAGCAUCACCUCGGUGCGCACCCCCGAGGCGCUCGACUACGACAACUGGAGCGGCAACCUGACCCUCGGCUCGCUGACCGGGCCCUGGGUCGGCCCCUCCAAGUGCUCCAGCGGCUACAGCCACGGCAACUACCCGGCCGUCCCCUACGGCAAGGAGAACGCCAACGAGGACAUGAACAACCUCGUCGAGGACGGGCACAAGGAGAUCCGCGGCGCCAUCACCGAGGGCCGCUACCUGACCAUCGAGACGGACGGCAUGGGCCUCGGCCGCACCAAGGACGGCAAGGUGGUCGGCAUCGCCGCCGCCGACAAGCACGAGGACCCGGCCCAGCGCUGGUUCAUCACCAACUCGGACGGCGAUCGCUUCGGCAAGACCUUCUUCAUCCAGUCCGCCUCGGAUGGCAGCUUCGUCACCGCCAAGGGCGCCCUCUCCAAGAACCAGAACCAGGCCCAGACCUUCAUCUUCGAGUACGAGGCCGGCAGCGCGACCUACACGGUGCGCCCGGUCGGGGCGGGCAACGGCGGCUACGUCAGCAUCGGCAAGCGGUCCAGCAAGAAGCGCGGCACCAAGAAGUGCCGCGACAUCGGCGAGGUCAACUUUGGCGGGCCGAAGACGUCGUUUAAGAUUCACGGCGUCAACUACCGCUCAUAA
Cordyceps fumosorosea ARSEF 2679 is the source of this 1977-nucleotide messenger RNA. RefSeq names its product Phosphoesterase. Gene Ontology annotation, molecular function: hydrolase activity, acting on ester bonds. The record is from RefSeq and is a predicted model, not a curated record. The transcript has 4 exons. The coding region runs from base 1 to 1977 and encodes 658 amino acids. Lineage: Eukaryota; Fungi; Ascomycota; Sordariomycetes; Hypocreales; Cordycipitaceae.